AUGGCUCACAAGCUCGCGUCCUCAUUGCCGGCAUGGCAGAAGCUGCAGCAGCUCUACGACACCAAGGGCAAGCAGAUCAACCUCGGUCAGGCUUUCAAGGCCGAUCCGCAGCGAUUCGAAAAGUAUUCGCGCGAGUGGAGCUCCAAGGCCACUGAUGCCCGUUUCCUGUUCGACUAUUCGAAGAACUUGAUCGACGAUGAGGUGCUCGAGCAGCUGCUCGCUCUCGCCGAGCAGGCUCAAGUCAAGGAGCAGAUCGACGCCAUGUUUAGCGGCGAACACAUCAAUACCUCUGAAGACCGUGCUGUUCUGCACGUCGCUCUGCGUGAUGUUCCUGGCGACUUCAAGAUCAACGAGGCGGGUGUCGACGAGGUCAAGCCUGAACUCGAGCACAUGAAGGCUUUCUCCGAGGCUGUGCGCUCGGGUGCGCACAAGGGUUAUACUGGCAAGAACAUCAAGAGCAUCGUCAACAUCGGCAUCGGUGGCUCGGACCUCGGUCCGGUCAUGGUCACUGAGGCGCUCAAGCCUUACUCGAAGCGUGAGCUGGAUGCUUACUUUGUUUCCAAUAUCGACGGUACGCACAUGGCCGAGACGCUGCGUGUGUGCGAUCCCGAGACUACGCUGUUCAUCGUGGCCUCCAAGACGUUCACCACGCAGGAGACCAUCACCAACGCUACCACAGCGCGUGACUGGUUCCUGGAGCACGCCAAGGACAAAGCGCACGUUGCCAAGCACUUUGUAGCGCUUAGCACCAACGUUAAGGCUGCUACCGAGUUUGGUAUUGCCGAGCAAAACAUGUUCAAGUUCUGGGAUUGGGUGGGUGGCCGAUACUCGCUGUGGUCGGCAAUCGGUCUGUCGAUUGCGAUUGUGAUCGGCUACGACAACUUUGAGCAAUUGCUGCUCGGUGCUCACGAGAUGGACGUGCACUUUAAGAACACGCCUCUGAAGGACAACUUGCCGGCGCUCAUGGCUCUGCUCGGUAUCUGGUACAUUGACUUUUUCGGCAAGCACCACGAGAUCCUGCUUUCCAACUUUUUCGCGCAGCCCGAAGCGCUUGCUUUCGGCAAGUCCGAGGCUGAGGUCAAGCAGGAACUGGGUGCUGAGGCGAGCAAUGAGUUCCUCGUUAAAUCCAAGGUGUUUGAGGGCGAUCGACCUACCAACUCGAUCCUGGUGCAAAAGAUCACGCCUGCCGCACUCGGCGCUCUGAUCGCGCUCUACGAACACAAGAUUGCGGUACAGGGCUUUGUCUGGUCCAUCAACUCGUACGAUCAGAUGGGUGUCGAGCUGGGCAAGGUAUUGGCCAAGAAGAUUCUGCCCUUGCUCGACGGUUCGGAUGCCAGCAAGCUCGAUGGUGCAGGUCAUGAUUCUAGCACCACGGGUCUCAUCAAGUUCUUUUUGAACAACCGCAACUGA
Messenger RNA from Mycosarcoma maydis (corn smut), 1410 nucleotides. RefSeq names its product putative glucose-6-phosphate isomerase. The record is from RefSeq and is a predicted model, not a curated record. Gene Ontology annotation, molecular function: monosaccharide binding; glucose-6-phosphate isomerase activity; carbohydrate derivative binding. Gene Ontology annotation, biological process: glucose 6-phosphate metabolic process; glycolytic process; gluconeogenesis. The transcript has 2 exons. Gene Ontology annotation, cellular component: cytosol. Lineage: Eukaryota; Fungi; Basidiomycota; Ustilaginomycetes; Ustilaginales. Bases 1 to 1410 code for a protein of 469 amino acids.